This is a messenger RNA of Caenorhabditis auriculariae, 2583 nucleotides long. NCBI's taxonomy places the organism in Eukaryota, Metazoa, Nematoda, Chromadorea, Rhabditida, Rhabditidae. The record is from the annotation of a GenBank genome assembly.
AUGGCAAGGGAUCAAAAAGAACCUGUGUAUUUGGCGCUAUGGCCGGCGGUCGAGGACGGAGUCCCGUUGCCAGCCUUGCUACUUGUAUUCGCCUUUCUCGUCUGUCUUGGCUUGAUACUCAACGUUUUCGUCAUCUACCGGAUGAGUCGGCUUUUACGAAGAAAUCGCGAUCAGGCGAGUCAUACUCGAUAAAAUAGCCUAGUUGUGAGCCUACAGCUAGCCAUCACAAAAGUUUUAGUGGAAUAUCGGAAUAAUCGCGUCAAAGUUAUAAAAAAUUAAACGCGAGGCCUUGUGCUACCAUCAGCCAGCAAUUCUCAGAUAAUAAUAAAUUCUUCUCAGGUCGAGUUUUGAACAGAACUUUUGCGACUAAUUUUCACCAAAAGAAAAAAAAAAGAAUCAUAUAGGAAAUUUCGAAACGUUUCCAAUGGAACAUAAUCUUUAAUCCAAUUCUUUCUAGUUUUUCAAUGGGACCGGCGUCUACCUAAUGGCGAUGGCGAUUUGCGAUAUUGCCUCCUUGCUUCUAUCGUACCUGCAGCUCUCGAUAAUGCUCAUGUCCGACAGCAUGUCUCCCAACGGCUUGACAUUUUUGUGCAAAGUUGGUCAUUUUUUUCAAUUUUCACAUAUUCAUUUAUUGUUUGAAGAUGUCCGAAUUUUUGGCGCGCUGCUCUUAUUCGUUCAGCAUGUACUGUUGGCUGUUCAUGUCGGCUUUACGUUAUUUGGCAGCGUGCCAACCGCUGAGGUACUCGACGGUGUGGAGGAGCCCGUGGACGGCAUUGAGCGCCGUUGCCGCCGUCACUCUUGUCCUCAAUCUUCAUACCUUGGUGUCUAUCACCGGAAAUUUCAACCACGGCUGCGUCUUGCACAUGGAUGUGAGUUGACGGCUUUCUCCUAGCACUCAACGGGAGAGUUAACAUUUUUUUUGAAAAAAUUGAUUAUCUGGCUCAUUGGUUUUGUACAUUCAAAAUUUGGAAAGCCUUGAGUUUGAAUUAUGGUCGAUCCUCUCCGUUCUGAAAGGCGAGAUGGGUAGAUCAUUCCGUACGCGACCUGGUUUUUGGCGGCAAACUCGGAUUCCAAAUGGAGCCUACUUAUUCUUCAUGUUUUUUUCCCUCAACCUCACCAUUCUGCCCAUCUUGCCUUUCAAGUCGGGAAAAAUUUUCUAUAACAGGGAAUUACUCCUAUUUCACAAUUUCUGGGGCAGUUAAAGUCUGGAAUGAUAGAUGAAAUGAAGUUAUUGAGAUAAUCGUAGAAAAAAAAAAUUAAGUAACAACUUUCAGGCACUCUCAACGUUGUAUAGCGUCGCCGAUGUGAUCCUUUCGGCUGGUUUCUCAUCUCUUUUCAUUCUAGCUCUCGACAUACAAGUUCUCUGUUGUCGGAGCAACCGUAAAAACUCGGAUCCGCUCCUACAGACUGUUUUCCACAAGCUCGAAGAAGAUGCUGCCAAUGUUUGUUCUAUAUAUCCUCGGAUUUUUCGUUAAGAAAGAAAUUUCAUCAACAAACUUGCGAAAUUCAAAAAUGAUUGUUUACUAAUAUUCGUUAGCUUUUUCGCUUUCUGAAGGUAGUUUCUAACAACUUCUAAAAAAUAGAUUUGAACUCGGUAUCAUAAUCGGAUGUCACUUAACUUGACGGUUUUUUGAUGGAUCUCUGUAGGCGAACCGAGAAAGGUAUCGCGAUACCCUUUGAGGUAUAUCGCAGGCUCUGAAGAGAGGAUGGUAUAGUCUGUUCAGAUUUCAAAUGUCAAGUCCUCGCUGAAGCUCCGCCCCCUAAUGGCGCGAAAAACCAAUCAGAGAGCGAGCCAUCCACAGAGCGUUUUCAAAUGACAUCAUUCCACUUUACAUUCAAAAUCUGAACAGACUAUACCUCGAGUAUACCUCUGAGAACUUUGAUCAAAAUGAGAUAGACUCGAGGUAGACUUUAAAACUUGAGGGAGAAAAUUCCAAGUCGCCAAUUAAAAUUACCUUCUUGUGGGCCAAUUUGUGUUAAACGCAAACUUUAAAAAUUAAUAUCUCAGAAACUAGAAGUUUGCGCAGGUAACGAUUAUGAGAGAUCUUCAUCUAGACAUUCAGAGUGUUUGAGCAAACUCGUAGAAAAUUCAAAUCGUCAAGUAAAAUAACUUCCCGUGUUAGGAAUUGCAGAAACGAAUCACGAUGAGAUGGUUUAUGAUGAUAACACUGGUCGCCCUCAUGCUAUGCCUGCCAGAAGGCGUUCUACGAUGUUUCCGACUACUACUCUCCGAUGAAAAUAAACCAUUUUUUCAACCGCUUUUCUACUUGGUGAAGACUUUUUUUCUAACCAAGGUUGGAGUCUAAUCGUGAAUGAACAAAACAUUAUUUGCAGUUCUCGUUCAACUCCUUUUAUUUGUCAUCUUUUGUAUUCGACCGAAACGUUCUGUCGAAGGCGUCUUCGUCGCGACACUUGUCAGUGUCAGCUCGGCGACUCGAAGAAGAGCCGGCAAUAGUUCCCAGGGAGCGAAGUCGAACGCUUUCAUGUCGCGGCCCCUCGCCGCUACCUCAGCUAACCCGCAACUCAUCGUGCAUACUACUUGAUACUAUAACGUUGAAACAUUACUCACCGCCUUGGGUGUGA